Messenger RNA from Cyphomyrmex costatus, 3031 nucleotides. RefSeq names its product protein espinas. Lineage: Eukaryota; Metazoa; Arthropoda; Insecta; Hymenoptera; Formicidae. Gene Ontology annotation, molecular function: zinc ion binding. The coding region runs from base 1 to 2697 and encodes 898 amino acids. The transcript has 7 exons. The record is from RefSeq and is a predicted model, not a curated record.
AUGUCGAGCUUGGCGCGGAGAAGACGCACGGCGGUGCUCGGUUCGAAACGAUGGUGGCAAGGCGGAUGUUGGGCCACCAGAAGCCACCAGGAAGCUUACUUGCGCAAGCUCUACGGCAGGAAGAACAAUCAAGAUGCCAGGAAUAGUGGCGGUCAGAACGAGGAUGUCACAGCGUGUACCACCGGUAUCGAUGCACCUUGGACGACGCCCGGUGUUUAUGAUCUACCAACCAUUACCGACUCCGAGCAUCAUUAUCUAGACGCAUUUCUGAGAAAUCGCGAAGACGGCGAGAACGGCAACAACGACGACGUCGACGAUGUCGUCGCCGUGGUAGUUGGGUGUCCGGCGUUGACGACGUCGCGCGCUAGUCCGACGGAGAAGUGCGUGGAGUUCCUGAAGGGUGCUCAUCACGACAACGGAACUAAUUUCGGUCGCCGUGCCGUGGAGGAUGCGGAAUGCGGCCGCGUAACCGAUUGCGGUUCGAUACAUUCGGGUUACGAUGCGGUCGCCGGUUGUUCCGAAAAGGUGUGCAGAAGCUGCAGGUGCCCGCGGGAGGAGCACCAACGGGCUACGACGGAAGCGAGCGGUCCUUCGGGACUUGGCCUGGGCUCGGGUCCGCCGAUGGCGAUGGCCAUGGCCUUCCCGAGCGGCGCCGAGGGCGCGCCUCACCAGGAGCCCUUCAAAAGCCCGGUGCAAGCUGCGCCAGCCGGCCUAGCGCUGCAGGAGGCUCUGAUGCAGCAUCACCAGAGGCACUCACAAAGCGACGACGACAGUGGUUGUGCGCUCGAGGAAUACACGUGGGUGCCACCCGGACUGAGGCCCGACCAGGUGCAUCUGUACUUCAGUGCUUUGCCGGAGGACAAGAUCCCGUACGCGGGUAGCGCCGGCGAGCGGGAGCGGGUGAAGCAAUUGCUGCAACAGCUACCGCCGCACGACAAUGAGGCGCGUUACUGCAGCGGCCUGACCGAGGAGGAGAAGCGCGAACUGCGGGUAUUUGCGGCUCAGCGAAAACGCGAGGCUCUCGGCCGCGGGCAUGCAAGCCAGCUUGAGCGGCCGCACAGCGCAGGAUGUCGCGAGUGCGGCCGCGCGAUCGCUGCCGGCGAGAUGGCCGUGGCGGCAAGCCGCGCGGGCCCGGCCGCUCUCUGGCACCCCGCCUGUUUCGUGUGCUGCGUGUGCCGUCAGCUGUUAGUGGACCUCAUCUACUUCUGGCGAGACGGCAGACUCUACUGUGGCCGUCACCACGCCGAGACCCUCAAACCUCGUUGCUGCGCUUGCGAUGAGAUCAUCCUCGCUGAUGAGUGCACCGAAGCCGAGGGUAGAGCGUGGCAUAUGCGCCACUUUGCCUGUCUCGAAUGCGACCGGCAGCUCGGUGGUCAACGGUAUGUGAUGCGGGAGGGCCGGCCGUACUGUCUCAGGUGUUUCGACGCUUCCUUCGCGGAGUACUGUGACAGUUGCGGCGAGCCGAUCGGCGUCGACCAAGGCCAAAUGUCACACGAGGGUCAGCACUGGCACGCGACCGAGGCUUGCUUUUGCUGCGCCACUUGCCGCACUUCCCUCCUAGGUCGGCCGUUCUUGCCGCGACGUGGUGCCAUUUACUGCAGCAUAGCGUGCAGUAAGGGGGAACCGCCGACGACACCGAGUGACUCCUCCGCCGGGCCGCCGCCGCCUCCGUUGUCCUUCCUCAGGAAUGGUAGAAGGCAGACGAUGGCCACGAGCGAGGGUUCGUCGAGUCCACCUCCACCGCCGCCACCUCCACUUCCUCCAGGUUCGAGGCAUACCCUUGGAUCUCCUAGGAAUUCGCCUCGAAUGACCAGAAGACAUCAACAAAUUUCCGCUUCUUUGGCAACAACGCCCACUCAGAGUACCCAGAACGCUCUGAGCCCCGAGUUCGGUGCAGAAGGACUUCCUUCUAGCGGUUCCAGACCCAACGGUCUCGACAGGGUACUUUUGGAACGAAAUCUUGAAAGACUGUUACAGGAACGCGGCUCUCAUCCUGACGAAAACUGCAGUGAGCUGGGGAGACUGAUGCAAGCACGGGAUCGGGAGCCUUUGAGAUGCAUCCAGAAUUGCACACCUACCCACGCGUCGAGCAUGCCGGAAUUGCCGCCACCACCUCCACGACCAUCGUCGGGAGCGUCAGUAUCAAUAUCAACAUCAACCGCCGGCGCAGCGUCCGCCAACGUACUGGCGCAAGAACCGGCGACGUCGCCGGCCAAUCUCGGGAUUGGAGCCAGCCAGACGGAUCCGCCGACGCCGACGUCGAGACGCGUACGAUUCCAGGGGGAUCUAGAUGUCAACGACCACAGCACGACGUCGCGCGUUCCUCUCUCGCCGACGAACGAAGAGAAUUUGUCGUCGUCGCCCUCGCCUACGUCACUAUCGAGAACGAAUAUAUCACGAUCAAGGAGUCUGCAGCCCGAGGAGGUCGCUAGUACGUCUUGGGGAACGGUAGGCACGUCUAGGUCCAGAAUGGACGGCGAGGAUGACGACGUCGAGAGCUGUUGCUCUACAUGCAGCUCAUCCAGCAGUUCAGACGAGGCUGCAGCUUACGCGCUACCACCACGACGAGCUUACGGCGGCGUCCGGAUCUCUUAUGUGCCGAACGACGCAGUGGCGUGCGCGCGGAAACGCGCGCCCGCUUCCUCGUCAUCAUCGAAUCAGGCUCAGAGAGACACCGAGAAGUGCGUUAUAUCUUGAUAACUCCUUCAGUACCCUACGAGUUUUCAUCUCGUUCCGUCGUUAUGAUUAUUAGAAGAAUUGAAAACGACGUUGUGAGAAAGAGUUCCUACAAAGUGGACGCAUUUUUCGAUAUCUUUUAAAGCGUAUAGUGCGACGCCUGCAGGAUCGCAGUACGUCUUACACGCACGCCAAGCACAUGGACGUGUACGACAACUUGAAAAUAAUACUCAUUUUAUUUCUGUAAAUAUUGUGAGCUCUCUUCCGGGGCACGCGAUCGUCAGCGCGUCACCACGAUCCAACGGCCGCGGCCGUCCUUCUAUUUUUAAUACCCUAUUAAUGUAUUUGAUAAUAA